AUGGAUCAGCUCACUGAACAGGGUAGUAGAGUGUCCUUUGCCAGAGUCUGCGUGGAGGUUGAAGCAACAUCCACUCUUCCAUCGAUGUUUAAAGUUAAUUGUGAAGAUGCAGAAGCUGUUGUAAAAGUCGAAUAUCAGGGUUUACCCCCUAAGUGUGACCACUGUGUAGUUUUUGGGCAUGACACUACCAAAUGUGUUAAGACCCAAGUGGCUGCCCUGUUAAACCUCCAGAAACAAACAGAAGACAACCCAGAUCCGGGAUGGGAAACUGUCAAAGCCAAGGGUAAGAGAAAGGUUGAUGUACCUGAGAUAGAUACUCCUGCAAAUUCAAAGGAGGAUGGCCUACCGAAAACUGAUGUAAGGCAGAGUAUACAGCUAGAGCACAUUCAGGAGGAGUCAGUGGAGAUUGAAGGGGAAAUUGAGGCUCAGGAAACUAUUCCAGUACCAUCGGCAGUGUCUACUCCAUCUGAAGGGGAGAUUGAGGUUCAAGAGAUAGAUGGCUUGAAGGCUUUGAAGAACAGUCUGAUGGAAAUUACCAGUUUGGUUCUUCCCAAUGAUGUAGAAUUGCGGGCUAAAGUGGAAAAUCUAGUGGAAACCACCCCUGGUAGUUCGGCCACUAAGAAGGCUCAAGGUGGCACUAAGGCAAAAGGGAGCUCCUCUGGCAAAGGCAACAAGAGCCAGAGGAAGAAACGCAGAGGAUUUAAUAAUCCUCAUCGACUGAAGGAGGUUAAAAAAUUUUUGUUAAAUGAAGACAUUAAAAUCUUGGGCAUUUUGGAAACGAAAAUAAAAGCUUUAAAUGAACAGGAGAUUUUUUCUGGUGUAAACAAUUGGCCCUUUUUGACAAACUCACAACCUACUAAAACUGGGAGGAUCUGCGUCUGCUGGGACCCAGCUUUUUGUAAGGUUACAUUGUUAUCAGCUUCUGACCAAUAUAUUUUUUGCGAAGUUCAUGAAUUUUCGUCUGAUAACAUGUUUAAAAUUUGUUUUGUUUAUGCUGAUAAUAAACCUGAUAUUCGAAAAGAGUUUUUUGAGUUUAUGGCUACGACUUCCCAUUUGCAGUCCAAAACUCCUAUCAUGUUUCUGGGGGACUUCAAUGCUAUAAGAUACCCAUAUGAGAAAUCUGGGGGCUCUGUUAGUUGGUCUAGGGUCAAAGAGGAGUUUAAUUCAUACAUUCUGAAAUCUGAGUUGGUUGAUCUCUCUUACGGGGGUUGCCAAUUUACCUGGGCCAAUAAGAGAACUAGUGUGGAUUACAUUGCAACCAAAAUUGAUAGAGUGCUGGUUAAUGAGGCUUGGCUAGAUACCUUUCCUGCCUCUUUUGCCACAUUUUUACCCUCUGGCAUAUCUGACCACUCUCCUGCUGUGGUUAAUGUUUCUGACAAGAAAUCUUCUUUUAAGAAACCUUUUAAAUAUUUGGACUUUUGGGCCGACCAUAAGGACUUUAAUUCGGUGGUUUCUAGAGUUUGGAAUCAGUAUAUUUAUGGUGUUCCUACGUAUAGGGUGUGCCAAAAAUUGAGAUAUUUGAAGCCUGAACUUAAGGCUCUGAACAAGAAAGACUUUAGUGACAUAACUACCAGAGUCCAAACCUCUAAGGGUAAGCUCUUCUCUGCUCAAUGUAAGCUGGAUAAGGAUCCGAGUAAUUGUGAGUUGCAGAAAAUUGAGCGCACUAUCUUUAAGCAGCAUGUUGACCUCCUGGCUGUUGAAGAGAGUUUGGCUCUUCAGAAAUCUUGUGUCCAGUGGCUUAGCCAGGGAGAUAGAAAUAGUAGCUUCUUCUUCAAAACCAUUAAGGGUAAUAUCAAUAGGGGUAAGAUUUUGAAUCUGGAGUUGAUGGAUGGCCAAAAAUCUUCUAAAAUAGAGGACAUCCAGAAUGCAUUUACAAACUUUUCUCUGUCAGGCAAACUUCUGUCUGAAGUUAAUAGCACAAUCAUUGCUCUCAUUCCCAAAGUCCCCAACCCUGCGAAAGUGGGUGACUUCAGGCCUAUUUCUUGUUGCAACACCAUCUAUAAGUGCAUUGCUAAGAUCAUAGCUAACAGGAUUAAAUCUGUUCUUCCUGAUCUUAUUGACCUUGUUCAAUCCGCUUUUGUUCAGGGUCGGAGAAUUUCUGAUAAUAUCUUCCUAUCUCAAGAGCUUAUGAGGGGGUACCACAGGCAUUCCCCUACUCCGAAGUGUGCUAUGAAGGUGGAUAUCAUGAAAGCUUAUGAUAGUGUGAGAUGGGAUUUUAUACUUGAUAUUCUCAAGGCUAUGGCCUUUCCUCCUGUCAUGAUUUCUUGGAUCAAGGCCUGCAUCACUAGCCCUUCCUUUUCAAUUUGUAUCAAUGGUAGCCUUCAUGGCUAUUUUAAAGGUGCUAGAGGUCUUAGACAAGGUGACCCUAUGUCCCCUUACUUAUUUGUUUUGGCCAUGGAAAUCCUGGCCAAAAUCUUGGCGGAGAAAGCUAAGCACCCUCUUUUUAAGUUUCAUUGGAAGUGCGACAAGACUAAAAUGAUUAAUCUUUGCUUCGCUGAUGAUCUUAUGAUCUUUAGUAGGGGUGAUGCCUCUACUGUUAAGCUCAUUAUGGAAGGCUUUAAGGAGUUUUCAUCCUUGUCUGGCCUAAUUCCUAAUCCCAGCAAAAGUAACAUCUACUUUUCUGGUUGUGAUAUGGAGUUGAGAGCUUCUAUUCUUGAGAUUGCUAAGUUUAAUGAAGGUACUCUUCCUGUUAGGUACCUUGGUGUCCCCUUAAUUACCACAAAGUUGAGGGCUGCUGACUGUGGUCCUCUCAUUGAUAGGAUCACCAAAAGAGUGAAGAGCUGGACCAAUAGAGCUUUGUCUUACGCUGGUAGAAGCCAGCUCAUUCAAUCCAUUCUCUUUUCUAUGCAAGUGUACUGGUCCUCCCUUUUCAUCCUUCCCAAGAAGGUCAUUAGGUAG
This is a messenger RNA of Camellia sinensis, 2898 nucleotides long. The record is from RefSeq and is a predicted model, not a curated record. NCBI's taxonomy places the organism in Eukaryota, Viridiplantae, Streptophyta, Magnoliopsida, Ericales, Theaceae.